Molecule: messenger RNA, 2980 nt
Organism: Sclerotinia trifoliorum
Lineage: Eukaryota; Fungi; Ascomycota; Leotiomycetes; Helotiales; Sclerotiniaceae
Source: the annotation of a GenBank genome assembly
CUUUACUCUUCAGCCUUGCGCUAAUUCAGUUGAUACCUCGAUUUCUUUCCUCUUCCCUGAAUAUCAUCUCUAAGUUUUACAAUACCUUAUCCCGACUUAUAUCUUUCAUACAAAAUCUCUAUUUAUUCCUCCACAAUGACUUCCAGUGAGGCAGACGAAGGGAAUGAAUGGCCCAUUACUCCUGAGUAAGACCUCAAUCUCUAGAAGAUCAGCUCAAGGCUAAUAAAUUCUAGCAUUUUAGGAAUUGAAACUGCAACAAUUUGCAACGAUGUAUCCAAAGAGCAAGAAAUCACUUUUCAUACCAGACCAUUGACUCGACUUUCUCCUAAAUUUGCUCAGUUUUGUCGGAGAAAGAAACAAGCUGAUGGUCGAUUCACUCUUACGUGUGCUCAAAACAAGUAUGAUGCUUUUACAUGUAUUGCUCUUUAUGCAUAUCAUGGAAAAGUACCAACAGCACCAAAGGAUAUUGAUCCAGUGUAUACCCAACGUUUGAGAUGGAUUUAUUAUGUGGCUGAGGAAUUUGCACUUCACGAUUUGAUGAAUAAGGUAAUUGAUGCACUUCGUGUCUAUGAAUUUAAACACAAACAGGAGAUUCAUUUCUACGCGGAAGAGAUUUAUCGAAAUACCUCAAAAGGAAGUUUAUUGAGAUGGUAUUCUGCAGCAUCAGCAGCCUGGUCUUGGGGUCGAGAAACUGGUCCUGCAACUGCAUCACAGAGGGAUAAUCGGAAGAAAUUUAUUUCUGCUGGUAGAGGAAAUCCAGAUAUAUUUGCUGAUUUUCAUCUGGUGGAUCUCUUCCAUAGAGAUCAUAUCCGAGGUUUUGAUACGGAUUGGCGGGAUGUUCAUGAUUCUGGAUUGCCAGUUUGCGCUUUUCAUUGUCAUGCGCCGGGAGAAACUUGUCAUCGUACAGGAAUUACCGAACCGGCGGAAGUUCCAGAACAUAUCUCAAAGAGUUUUGAUGGGGUUGAGGAUACUGUGUUAUUGGAACGAUCACAAAUUAUGGAUACCCCUUCAGAUCAGGACAUUCGUUCUAGUGCUCGACCGAGUACACCUCCAGAAUCUUCAGAAGCGGAAGCAGAUACUCGUCAAGUGGAAGAUUCUAAUAUACGAUCCAAUGUUGGACAUGAUACUACUUUUUUGGUCGCUGAGCAUGAAAAUAUUCUUCCAAGUGUGGAUCAACCAAAUGGAGUAAUGAAUGACGAUCAAGAGACAGGGAACCCUACCACAGCAACGGCGUCCAAAGUGAGAGAAGUAGAACAAAGUACAAAGGCAUCUGCAGCGGUUCCAUUGGCAUCUAUCAGAAACCCAACGAGAUUCAUUCCACCAGAAAGCAAAAAGAUGGAUCGUUCGCAUAAAGGUACUUCAGCAAAUUUAGAAAAUGAAGCUCCAGCUGGAGAUAUUUAUGGAACUUCUGACGUCGAUAUGGAUCGUGAAGAUUCAGAAAGCUCUAAGAGACAAACCAAAAAACCCACGGAAAGAUACGGCGAGCAACUUGCAAGUGCGUGGGGAGUACCAUUAUCAUCAUUGCCUCUACAAAAGACUAGGAUUGUACCUGGUACAGUCGUCACAGCCAUUAAGGUUGUAGAUAUUAAACGACCUCAAGUUAAUCGCAUUAUCCCGGAUGUUCAAGAGAGCUCCGUCUGUGAGAAAGAAAAAAAUCAGAAGAUUAAGACGGGUACGAAGAAAAGAAAAUCAAUUGCCGGUGAAGAUGAAACUAAUCGGGAUUCUCACUCUGCCGUUACCAAGAAGUCGAAGACAGCGCAUCUAGGGACUAAGGUUACUACCAUAGUUUCUGAGUCGCAUAAAGCCAGCGGAAAACAGCCAUCCGUAGUCCAAGAUUCUGAUACUGAGUCUUCGGAAGACGAUAGUUCGGAGCUUAGUACCGAGGUUAGUUCGAGCGAUGAAGAUGAAGCCGAAGAUGAAGAUGAGAAGAUAAUUGAAGAUUGGUCAUCUGAUGAAGAUUCGAGCUCUUGGGAAGAUCAGGCAUCUACAUCUCAAGCUGAAAUACAUCAAGAUUCUGAAUCUAGCAAUAGCGGUAGCGAAUCUGAAGAAAAUGAACCAGAGCAACCAUUCAUUGAUUCUGGGAUUCAUUCUCAUACAUCAUCGAAAGCCACCUCUUCAUCAGUACUUCUUCAAUCCCAACCCUCAUUCAGUCAUCUAGGUACUUCUAAUUCACGGGAUCUACCUGGAGUAGCACCUUUACGACCUGGGUAUUGCCUCAUCUAUAAUUAUAAAGGACGAUGCAAUAAAGCAUGUGGACUUCAACACUUAUGUCUAAAAUGCGAUCUUCAACAUUCAUCUCUCCAUCAUCAUCAAUACCAACCUGAUUUUCGAGCCGUGAAUAAAGAUCCUUCCAUCGAGACAUGUCCAAAUUGGAAUGCAGGUAGAUGUGCCGUCCGAGUAACCAAUUGUACUUUGCGACAUAUCUGCUCGAUAUGUAACGGUGGACAUCGAAGUAUCUAUCACGAACACGAGGAUGUAUUCCCUAAGAGUGAAAAAACAGUCCGUGAUCGCGAUCGCACAGCAAAAGAAUCCCAUCAUUUCCACCAAGAAGGCCGACUCGAUCAUCGCCAAAACCAACAUCAACACCAAAACCAAUCCCACCCAAACACCCCCCACAUCAGCAAUCCUCUAGCCAAUACCUGGCCCGAAAAUCCCCAUUCACCAUCUCAUCGACAAAGAUCAAUAAAUCCAAAUGAAGAAACUUCAACACGGGGACCAAAUCCUCUCGAAUUCCCAUUUACGUCCUGUCAAAUGUGGCAGCGGGGAACGUGUAUUAGGAAGAGGACUCGUUGUCAAUUGGCUCAUGUUUGUGAGAGGUGUGGUCAAUUGACUCAUAGGACUGCUAAGCAUGAUACUUAUAUGAGUAAGACGGCUCCUAAGGGUUAGAAGAAGGGGAGUUGGUGGUUUAUUUGGCGGGGUACGGUUAAGGUGUUAUUUUCGUUCGAGGCGGGUACCGGUGGGGUGGUUUGCUUUUUUGAGU